AUGCCGUGCUUGGCUGGGGCUAAAGACCGGAAGCGUGGAGUACGACCCUCGCUGGUUUGAACGCGAGCCCAAGCACAUCCGUCUUCCAACAGGUCCCGGUUAGUCCAGAAGAACUCAAAGCCGCCGCCAAACUCUUUUCAGAGCCUCAGCGCCACUCCUCGCGGCGGCGGUCUGGCUCGAUAACCGAUCGCGAUGCAUCUCCCCUCCUUGGGCCGUCUGGAGACAGAGAGAUAGAAGCCAUGCGAUUUGCUUCUCCUUCCCUUCAAUGCAUCGCUGCUGCCGCGACCUCAAACGCCACCAUGUCUUCCUCCCGCGUUAGUGCUCGAGGCCGGAAUCCAUGGCACCGUGGCUUCUGCGACCGGCCGCCGCAGGACGGCCAAGAAGAUGGCGGCGGGCUCGUGAGUGGAGACUCGCACUUGAGGACCGUAAGGGACGCGAACUAUGGGUUCCGGCAGUGGCAGAGUGGCGGCGCUUGGGUCCCCCGGGGCCCUCCGCGAUCACCAUACCGCCCACGACCAGGGCCGCCGACCUACGGCCCUUCCCCGCCAUACCACGCCCCUUCGCCGCUACCGUCCCAUGGAAUGCCUCCGCCGCCGGCUUUUAGAACUCCUGCCCCGGCGUUCGGCCCGCCGCAGCCGGCCUUCCACCAACCUCUACUGCCUAGGCUUGCGGAUUAUUACAGGAAUUGGAAUUUUGCUCUUUCACAGCCGCCCCCUCAGUGCGAGCGGUUUAUUGUGCUCUCAUACAAUAUACUCGCGGACUACCUUGCUAGAGAUCAUCGAUCCAAACUUUACUUUCACAUUCCACAUUACAUUUUGGAUUGGGAAUGGCGAAAGAAAAGGUUAUUAUUAGAGUUCGGAUUGUGGGCUCCUGAUGUAAUGUGUCUUCAGGAAGUAGACAGAUUUCAUGAUCUAGAAGCAGAACUGGCAGUCCGAGGAUAUAACGGCAUUUGGAAGAUGCGCACUGGAAAUGCUGUUGAUGGAUGUGCAAUCUUUUGGCGAACAAAUAGAUUCCAGCUGCGGCAUGAAGAGCACAUUGAGUUCAAUAAACUUGGACUCCGAGACAAUGUUGCCCAGAUUUGUGUUCUGGAGUCGAGGAUUCAAAGCCCUGUCGAAAAAGAGAUCGCAUCUUUACCUGAAAGCUCUGAUCAAUCAAGACCAGCUAAUCAGGUUGUUAUAUGUAACAUUCAUGUCCUUUACAAUCCAAAAAGAGGAGAAAUUAAGCUUGGUCAGGUAAGGAAGCUUCUUGACCGAGCAUAUGUGGUUUCUAAGAUCUGGAAUGAUGCUCCAGUAAUUAUUUGUGGAGAUUUCAAUUGUACACCUAAGAGCCCACUGUACAAGUUUAUAUCUGAGUUUAAGAUAAGCUUGUCUGGACUUGCUCGGGAUCAGGUUUCAGGACAAUAUGCUGCUAGUACUUAUGCACCAAGAUCCUAUGUUGGUCCUAACCUGUCCAGGUAUCAGCCUCUUAAUGAUAAUUCUAAUGUCACAGCCAAUAACAUUGAGCAAAGUACAGACAGUUGCAGCAAAUGCAAACAUCAAAAUGAUAUUGAAAAUCCAAAUUUGACAGAUAAAAAAUCUUCCCCUCAGGGACAGACAGGCUUGCUAGAUUUUUCUGUGGCGCCUUGUCCUCACAGUCAUCAUAUGGGUAGGAAUAACACAUCACGUGAUGUUGCCACUAGUGAAAUAGGUGGAACAGAAAUCUCAAAUGGUCAGUCUGUUCAGUCUGGCUCUGUUGAAUGUAGACCUGAUGAUCCCUCACAAAGUGUUAGAAGGUGUACCCAGCUAAAGGUUAACACUGUUAGUAUAGGAAAUUGUGGGAGUCAUGACUUUACUCCAAGCAUGUUAGACAAACAACUCUCUCGGUCCGAUCUGGUUGUAUCCAAUGAAAUGAUUGAUAAUCCUCAGCUGGGUUCUUCUACUGAGAACACGGAGAUCUCUCAGGGACUCAUUGAUUCAUCGUCUCAAAUGGAAAAUAAAAGUACCGAACUUUUAGUUGUCUCUACAUUGUAUAAAGACUUCAUUGGCAAUGAAACUCAGAAAGAAAAUACAGAUGUUAGUUGGACUUCAACAACUAGCACUAAGAGUUGUUCAUCAGAUACAGUCAGAGAGAAGCCAGUGCUUGCUGAGGCAGUUCUUUAUAAUGAUGCUGAUACUGAAGUCUCUACUUUGGAAAGCAUGCAUAAUUCAUUGACUGCUGAAAAGGAAAAGGCUGGCCCUGUUAUAUCCUGUCAAUCUACAUGCAAGAGCAACCAGUUAGAUUUAUCCACUUAUGGUGAUCCAGAAGUGGAUCUGACAUUGCUUAAUUUAUCACUCGAUAAAGUAGGGGAAAAGGGGACAGAAGAUAAAAGUAUCUCUGAGAAUCAUGACCUUAAUUCAUCAGGUGAAAUUCCUGCAUUCAAUCCAAAUGAUGCCUUUUCAUACAAUACCCAUAUUUGUAAUAAAUCUGAACCAGCAGAUUCUGAAGUCACUCAAUCCACAAUGAGUUCUACUGUUGGACCUUCUAAGGGUCAGGUGGAAGACAAUACUGGUGUUGGUGGGAAUAAUAUUUUGUUUGGUGAUAUAUGUAGUUCAGAAGAAACUUCUGACCCUAAUUUCUUCAAAGAGCUUAUUGGAACAGAGAAUUUCUGUAGAUUUGGGGAAGUUAAAACACCAGCAGGUUCCAAUGAAAAUCAACCAUCUUCUGGCAUACGCCACUGGCAGAUGGAUCCAUCAGCUAUUGAGAUUAAGGAAGAUUCACUUGAGACAGUUCCUGCUGCUGCUAAUCUAGAGAAGCAUACGUAUAAUCCAUAUUUAUGGACUCCAAUGGAAAUUGAGAUUGCAUCAGGAAAUGCAGAAUGCACAACUGUUGAACAUAAUUUGAAAUUAAGGAGUGCAUAUGUGGAUGUAGAGGAUUAUGCAGGGACAAAGGACUCAAGUGGAGAACCCCAAGUUACCAGUUACAACAGGCAAUUUAUGGGCACAGUUGACUAUAUAUGGUGCUCUGAAGAUCUCCAGACCGUCAAAGUGCUUGAUACAAUCCCACAGCAUGUUUUACAACAGACUCCUGGCUUCCCCACCAAGAAAUGGGGGAGUGACCAUAUUGCCUUGGCUUGCCAAUUGGCAUUUACAAAAGACUUAAAGACUAAAUAGAUUCUGCAUGUGGUAAUGCAUAUGAUAUUUAUUUUGUCGUAGGGUUGUAUGCUGUUGCCACGAAUGGAUAAGCUGGUAUUUAUAUUGUUGUUUAUUUUGUUUAUCAUAUGCAUCAAGUUACAUGCAAGCAAGUGUAUAACUCAGUCUCAAGAGAAGGCAUAAGAGAUUUUGUCCCUUUUUUCU
Messenger RNA from Elaeis guineensis (African oil palm), 3311 nucleotides. RefSeq names its product carbon catabolite repressor protein 4 homolog 6. Gene Ontology annotation, molecular function: 3'-5'-RNA exonuclease activity. The record is from RefSeq and is a predicted model, not a curated record. NCBI's taxonomy places the organism in Eukaryota, Viridiplantae, Streptophyta, Magnoliopsida, Arecales, Arecaceae.